UGCAGCAUCAACUUGGCAGCCUGGACAAAAUGCAGAAUGUGGGUCAUCUUCGCAUUGGCAGCUUUGUGCAGCUUUGUGGGGAAGGGGCGCACGCCCCAGAGAGCUGGCGACAGCACUGCAUUCAGCAACGGGCGUCAAUGGUUUUGGUGGACACCCAAGAAAAAUUAAAAUCUUCUCAAAGAAAGCCCUGCUCGCAUAAUCUGCAGCUAAUCUGCUCUUUGAGAAACUCUGUGGAAGCUAAGGGCGCUGGCGCAUCAGAAGAUUCUGGUUUGCUGUGGGUCGCAGCAAGCAUUGACUUAUCAUUUCACCUCCAGCAAUUGGAUGGACGAAGAGGAUCCUGUAAAGUAGCUCGCACUGGUUGAGCGCUUCGAUGGCGGCAGUUGCAGAGUUGAGUGUCAGCCGAUUGAGCAUUUGCCCAAGUGGCAGCACCACCGGAAAGAGGUCACGCACGCAAAUUGCAACUUUUGGCAAGUUGUGUGCUGUUACAAGCAGUCCGAGAGCAGCAUUGAAGACGCGGCGCCAAAUUGGUGGAUUGCAGAAAGUUUGGGGGAGCUUCCUACCGUUGAGAUCGCCGGCAGACAAAAGAAACUUAGGACAGUACAGGGCUGCUGCAGCAGGGGGAGGCGCCUCACCUGAUCAUGAUAAAGUGCAAGAGUUUGAAGAUCUCGUUGAGGGGGCUGCAAAUAUUAGCGCCUCUGGAACAGACAACCUGCAUUCCGAUGAUGAGUCUGACCCAGCGGCGGCUGUGGAGGAGAAGAUGCUGUCAAUGUCAGAAGCAUUUGGCGUCUCCAACACCACUUGCAAUACCAUCAUCCUUUCAAUCGCUGCAACUGCGAUUGCUGUCCCUGCUGUGGGAUUAAGGAACCCAGCAAUUGGCCAAUUGUUGGGGCUGGCGGGGGGAACACUGAGAGCAAAGGUCCUCGCGUAUGUCACCAUGCUAUUUGGCUUUUACAUGGCCUGGAACAUUGGCGCAAAUGAUGUUGCAAAUGCGAUGGGAACCUCAGUAGGUUCAGGGGCAUUGACGCUCAAGCAGGCCAUCAUCGUAGCGGCCAUUCUUGAGUUUGCAGGGGCGUUCCUGGUUGGUUCUCAUGUCACCCACACCAUGCAAAAAGGCAUUGUGGACUCUGCCGCCUUUCAGCACAACCCGUCUCUCCUUUUCUGUGGUAUGCUAGCUUCCCUAGCAUCGUCCGGGACGUGGCUGCAGGUAGCGUCCUAUUACGGCUGGCCCGUUUCCACCACCCACUCCAUCAUCGGCGCCCUUGUCGGUUUCGGCCUCGUGUACGGCGGCUUUGGCGCCGUCUACUGGGGGUCGCUCGGCCGGGUCGUUGGCUCAUGGCUCGUCUCCCCGCUCCUCGGGGCCGUUGUGUCGUUCAUCGUUUACAAGUGCAUCCGUACGUUUGUAUACAGGGCAGAAAACCCCGGCCUAGCCGCAUGCCGAGCGGCGCCCAUCGCAGUGUUCACCGGUGUCUCCGGCCUCUCCUUCCUAUCCCUUAUGGACGGAAGCAAUCUUGCAACCGCUGCUGCCAAGGCGUGCGGCUCUGGCCUGCUCGGCGCUGUCGCCAUGCACUUUGGCAUCAACCAGCAACUGGGCCCUGUACUCAAGUCGCUGAAAGCUCGGGAAAGAUCACCGAAGGCCGACCGCCCUGUGGAAAGGAAGUCAAAGACGGGCGGCCCCAAGGGCCUGCAGCUGAAGAUGGUGUACAAGGUCUUUGGCUACCUCCAGGUCCUCUCCGCGUGCUUCAUGUCGUUUGCCCACGGCGCCAAUGACGUGGCGAACGCGAUCGGCCCCAUCUCCGCCGCCCUCUCCAUCCUCUACACAGCCUCCGCCAACGCCGCUGCCGGCACUGUCACCGUGCUUUCGACGGACGUUGGCAUCUCGACGGGCGUCCUGGCCUGGGGCGGGUUCGGCAUCGUGGCGGGGCUCCUAGUAUGGGGAUACCGAGUCAUUGCCACGAUCGGGAAGAAAAUCACAGAGCUGACGCCGACGCGAGGUUUCGCUGCCGAGUUUGCGGCAGCAACGGUAGUGGUGCUGGCGUCUCGGCUCGGGCUCCCAGUCUCGGCAACCCACACUUUGGUUGGAGCGGUCAUGGGGGUGGGUUUUGCCAGAGGCCUCAACAGUAUACAAGGGGAUACUGUGAAGAGCAUUGUCGCUUCAUGGGCGAUCACAAUCCCUUUGGGUGCCUCCCUGGCUGUCCUGUACACAGCAAUCCUAAGGAUAUUCAUCAAGGUCCUAGUAUAGGCUGCUCGCUAAACUUGCAAGCAUUGUAGCUACGGAGUCAAACGUCAUGCUUGUGGAACUCGUCCUGUCCGGAUAAACUCGGAUAAACCUAAACCUUUCCGUUCAUGGUCAGACUACCUGCUAUAAGUAGAGUCCAAAUCUGCACCUGAUCCUCCAUGCUUUAUAUCCAAGUUCUUGCAGAUUCUGAUAAAAGCCGGGUUCAUGCG
Klebsormidium nitens is the source of this 2445-nucleotide messenger RNA. The record is from the annotation of a GenBank genome assembly. NCBI's taxonomy places the organism in Eukaryota, Viridiplantae, Streptophyta, Klebsormidiophyceae, Klebsormidiales, Klebsormidiaceae.